GUUACCUAUGAAAUAAAAAUGACUUGGAUUUCAGUUAAUGGUUAAAAAUUAAAAUAUUGUUUGGCAAUGCGUGUUUGUGAAAUGGUGCAGUGCAGGUGUUAUAUAGAUUAAUAUUUUUCGCAAAUUUGCACAUAUUACGAGCAAUAAAUCAUCACAAUGUAAUUUGUACAUUCUUAAUUCUUAUUUAGAAUAAUUACAUGUAGUGAAGCUUUCAGUGUGCUGGAUAUGCAAAAACUGUUAUAAUAAAUUAUUGCUUAUAGCUUAUAAUCUAAAGUUACCUACACGAAUGCAUAAAAAAAUAUGAGACCGAGCCCCGAGGAGGCAGUCUAUUUUUGAAUGAUUCGAGUCCGGACUCAUGAAUCCGGAGCUGGAGACCGGAGACAUCCCUAUCCCUGACAAUGUCAAUUGACAGCUGACACUUCAAUGGUUCGCUUUAUAAGAUUGCUUGGAAACAUAAACCAUGGAGGAGCAGGCGUGCUUGGUGCACACAGACUCUGAGAACUCGUCAAAGCUUGGCAGCUUUGGGUCUCUCUCUCACACUAUGACUUACACAGAAGAUAGGCUUACUGGCGCGGAGGGUGCAGGGGAGCCCGGCCACGCAGUUACCAUGGCAACCGCGCCGCCUGAUCCCGCCGACGGCAAUGAGAGCGGCGAGCUCCUCGACUACAACGACUCGAGCGUUCUAGAACAGUUCCAUGAAGAUGCGCUUAGACAGGCGGGUUGCGGCGUCUCGCAGGCGCGCGUGCUUCUGGCGGUGGGGCUGGCGCUGGCGGGCUCGUCGCUGGAGCUGUCCGCCAUACCGUUCGUGCUGCCCUCCGCAGAGAUCGAGCUGUGCGUGCUGCCGCAUCAGAAGAACUGGCUGGUGCUGAUCUCCGUGGUGGGCUGCGGCCUGGGCGGCGUGGGCUGGGGCGCGCUGGGGGAGCGUGUCGGGCGGCGUCGCGCGCUGCUGUCCGCGCUCGCCGUCAACGCCGUCUUCGCCACCAUCGCCGCCUUCAUGCCGACGUAUGGCACCUUUAUGAUGGCCAGAUUCUGCUCGGCGCUCGGUUCGGGCGGCAUAGCCCCUACGGGCUUCACCUACGCGGGGGAGUGUCUGUCGCGGGGACGAAGGGUGCUGCUAGCGGUGCUCCCGGGGGCGGCGGCGCUCGGAGCCCUGACGGCUGCGGGGCUCGCCAGUGCGAUACUGCCUCCGACAGGCGCGGAUACACUCAUAGAGAACAAGGAGCACUUCAGCGCUUGGCACAGAUACCUCCUGUUAUGCACGCUGCCUAUCCUGGCUUCCCUGAUCAGCCUGAUCUGGACGCAGGAGUCCCCGCGCUACCUGCUCGACGUGGGCAGGGAAGUCGACGCCAUGAUGGUCUACCAAAGCAUACACAGCAGCAACCAAGUCCGCAUAUGCGGCAAAGCGUCCGCCGACGAUUACCGACUGGGCGAGCUGACGCUGCCGCCCAAGCGCCGCCCGCCCGCCCUACAUCAUGUGCGACACAGCGUCAAAAUGUUCUGGCAGACGUUCUUCCAGCUUUUCGCGACCGCGUAUCGAAACACUACGCUCUCUCUCGGCGGAACGCUGCUGUUCUUUAUGGCGAUACAAUUCUACCUAUCAUCGUUCGUGCCCGCAACGAUCGCGAGCGCCGAAGAGGUGCAGUUCGCGAGCGCGACGCGGACGGUUAGCUCGAGCGAACUUCAGUCCGAACUGUACACGGGCACGCUCGAGAACGUGCGCUACGACAACGUGACGUUCCGCGCGUGCACGUUCCGCGACAUGCUGCUGUCGCACGUCGCCUUCACCAACUGCUCCUUCUACAACGUCGCCUUCUCCAACAUCAAGAGUUCGUACACCAGCUUCGAGAACUCCCUGUUCGUUAAUAGCACUAUAAUCGACACGGACAUGGAGGUGGGUAGCGAGCUGUCAGACUGCGUGCUGGUGAGCACCAUCGUGCGCGGUAUCCGUGGCGCGUGCGCCCGCCACGCCGACCUGCGGUCCGCGCUACGCGGCGCGCUCGCCGAACGCGUGUACGCCGCCAGCGCCGCGCUGCUCGCUGCGCCGCUCGCGCCGCCUGCUGCGCGAUUGCUAGUGCUGCCAUGCGCGCUGGGCGUGUUACUGGCGCCGGCGUUGCUGGUGCAUGGCGAGACGGCGCUGUACGCGGUGGAGGCGGCGUACGCGUUACUCGCCACGCUCGUCUUCUACGCCGUAGCGGUCAAGAUUAUUGACCACUAUCCUGCCAACUUGAGAUGCACGGCUCAUGGUCUCAUGCUGUCGGUGACGUUCAUGGGCGGCGCGGUGGUGAAGGGCGCGGGCGAGGGCGGGCCGGUGGUCAGCGGGCUGCUGUGCGCCGCCCUAGCCGCCGCCGCCGCCGCCCUAGCCGCGCGCCUGCGGUAGACAGAGACAGCUGUCGUCCGCGGUGCGAGUGAACGGGACGGCGAUAUACAGGCGAGGAGGAAACGUGCUUAAUCUGACUGACUUGACGACAUGAAAUCAUCGCACUCGACGCCAACCCAACUUACAGUAUGACAUUGAAUUCUCAGCUUUAUGUAGUUUGAUUUAGGAGUUAAUUUCCUAAGCAAACAACCAGUAGACGGCUAGUCGUCCACAUGGUUUGAGUUGACAAAUUCACUCUUAUGUCCCUAACAAUAAAGCGUACAUUUCCAUGCCAUGCUGGGAGUUGGGUCGGCGUUGAGUCGGUGUAGUGUGCGAUGACUUUUAUUCGCCCACAAUUUACGUGUAUGAGCGAGAAAGCAUUUUCGUUCGAUGUCAUUUCUUCGUGUAGAUGAGUCGUUAUUAGCUUACUCGCUCACGCGUUAUAUGCGUGAGCGAGAAAGGCAUGUCGGCUCAAGAUUAUUACGAUCGAUGUUCCCUAAACGAGUUACAGUGUGAGAGAGAAAGCCAUAAGUAUGCAUGUACCUUAUGUGUAAAAGAGACGAAUAGACUUGCGUAUCUCGUUCUUUCAUUAUUUUGGUAAGAAUGAUAAAUAUCGUUAUGCAUAAUAUGUAAGAGAUAGUAUCUCUAUAUCAUUUAUUGGGUCUUCGUGCCAUCGGUAUAGGCGUAAUGUAAGUCAACUAACGGAGGUUGUAUUAGAAAAUAUUUGUGAUAGACGGCAAUAUUGUGUUAAAAUCAAAUGU
Molecule: messenger RNA, 3117 nt
Organism: Aricia agestis (brown argus)
Lineage: Eukaryota; Metazoa; Arthropoda; Insecta; Lepidoptera; Lycaenidae
Product: synaptic vesicle glycoprotein 2A-like
Exons: 14
Coding region: 461-2377 (638 amino acids)
Biological process (GO): transmembrane transport
Cellular component (GO): membrane
Molecular function (GO): transmembrane transporter activity
Source: RefSeq, a predicted model, not a curated record